Molecule: messenger RNA, 1713 nt
Organism: Podospora anserina S mat+
Lineage: Eukaryota; Fungi; Ascomycota; Sordariomycetes; Sordariales; Podosporaceae
Exons: 3
Coding region: 1-1713 (570 amino acids)
Biological process (GO): inositol biosynthetic process; phospholipid biosynthetic process
Cellular component (GO): cytoplasm
Molecular function (GO): inositol-3-phosphate synthase activity
Source: RefSeq, a predicted model, not a curated record
AUGCCUCAACUCGUCCCCCUUCCGGCUGCCUCCUCACAAACCUCUGCUAACAUGUAUAAAAGGGUCCAUCACCCAUACGCCGGAGCCCCAAUGGCUCCCCACGCUGAGAUCGCGAACGGUGAUGGACCUGUCAACUCUGGCGGCGUUUCCUCCUCCACCAACCAGAAGGUGACCUUCAAGGUCAACUCCCCCAACGUCGAGUACACCGACAACCAGAUCCGCUCCAAGUACACUUAUCACACCACCGAGGUGUCCGAGGUUAACGGCCAGUAUGUUGCGGUCCCCAAGGAGACCCAGUACAACUUCAAUGUCGACACCAAGGUCCCCAAGCUGGGUAUGAUGCUCGUUGGCUGGGGCGGCAACAACGGUUCCACCGUCACCGCCGGCAUCAUUGCCAACCGCCGCGGGCUCUCCUGGCAGACCCGCCGCGGUGAGCAGAAGGCCAACUACUACGGCUCUCUGAUCAUGGGCUCUACCAUCAAGCUCGGCACCGAUGCCAAGACCCGCAAGGAUGUCAACAUCCCCUUCCACGACCUCCUCCCCAUGGUCCACCCCAACGACAUUGUCAUCGGCGGCUGGGACAUCAGCAAGCUCAACCUCGCCGAGGCUAUGGACCGCGCCCAGGUUCUCGAGCCCGGCCUCAAGGCUCUGGUUGCCAAGGAGAUGGCCUCCAUGGUCCCCCUUCCUAGCAUCUACUACCCCGACUUCAUUGCUGCCAACCAGGAGAAGCGUGCCGACAACAUCCUCGAGGGCACCAAGGCCUCCAUGGCCCACGUUGAGAAGAUCCGCCAGGACAUUCGUGACUUCAAGGCUGCCAACAACCUUGACCGUGUCAUCGUCCAGUGGACCGCCAACACUGAGCGUUUCGCUGACCUCAUUGAGGGUGUCAACGACACUGCCGACAACCUCCUCAAGGCCAUUGAGAACGGCCACGAGGAGGUCUCUCCCUCCACCGUCUUCGCUGUUGCUUGCAUCCUCGAAAACACCCCCUUCAUCAACGGCUCCCCCCAGAACACCUUCGUUCCCGGUGCCAUUGAGCUUGCCGAGCGCCACAGGGCCUUCGUCGGUGGUGAUGACUUCAAGUCUGGCCAGACCAAGAUGAAGUCGGCCCUCGUCGACUUCCUCAUCAACGCCGGUAUCAAGCUUACCUCCGUUGCCAGCUACAACCAUCUCGGCAACAACGACGGCAAGAACCUGAGCGAGCAGAGACAGUUCCGCUCCAAGGAGAUCUCCAAGUCCAACGUCAUUGACGACAUGGUGGAGGCCAACACCGUUCUCUACGCCCCCGGCGAGAAGCCCGACCACACCGUUGUCAUCAAGUACAUGCCCGCUGUCGGCGACGACAAGCGUGCUCUUGAUGAGUACUAUGCUGAGAUCUUCCUCGGCGGUCACCAGACUAUUUCGCUCUUCAACGUGUGCGAGGACUCCCUUCUCGCUUCCCCCUUGAUCAUCGACUUGGUCCUCAUCACCGAGCUCUUCACCCGUAUCCGGUGGAAGGCUGUCUCCACCGACGGCGCCGCCACCAAGGACUUUGAGGGCUUCCACAGCGUUCUCUCUGUCCUCUCCUACAUGCUCAAGGCUCCCUUGACUCCUCCCGGCACACCCGUUGUCAACGCCCUUGCCAAGCAGCGCUCCGCUCUCGUCAACAUCAUGCGCGGCUGCUUGGGUCUCCAGCCCGAGUCCGACAUGACUCUUGAGCACAAGCUCUUCUAA